Olea europaea var. sylvestris is the source of this 1973-nucleotide messenger RNA. RefSeq lists its product as uncharacterized. The record is from RefSeq and is a predicted model, not a curated record. Gene Ontology annotation, molecular function: molybdate ion transmembrane transporter activity. Bases 78 to 1442 code for a protein of 454 amino acids. Gene Ontology annotation, biological process: molybdate ion transport. Lineage: Eukaryota; Viridiplantae; Streptophyta; Magnoliopsida; Lamiales; Oleaceae. Gene Ontology annotation, cellular component: membrane. The transcript has 9 exons.
UUUACUGUGAUUUCAAUCUGUGUUUUUGAGAUCUAAACAAUUCACAUUUGCUCUGAAUUCCCUUCUACUGUCCAAAAAUGGGAGUAGUAAUUGAAACCGAAAUAUGGGAACCAAACAAGGGACUGUACAAUUUCAUGUUCAUAUGUUGCUUCCUUUCAAUCUUAUGUUUACCCAACAAAACCAUCCCAAAUGUGUUUGAUCACGCGUCUUCCUCUUCUCUCCUUCGCUUCCAACGAACCUUUCUUCUCUUCUAUUCACUAUCCUCAGUGAUUGAUGGACUAUGGGCAGUGUUUGGGGAGUACGAAUGGGCAUAUUAUGGUGUGAGCAAAGAGCAAAUGGUGAUGUCGUUAUGUGUUGGAUAUGGGGUCUCUCUAUUAAUCGGCAGUUUUCUUGGAAUGCUUUCUGAUCUUAUUGGUCAUAAGAAAUUAUGUUUGUUGUUUUACCUGCUGCACCUUUUUGUUGGAAUAUGGAAGAGAAUUACUGCAGAACCAGCAUUUUGGUUGGCGAGCAUCUGUCUCUCUCUGGCCUCUUCAAUAUUUUCCUUCAGUUUCGAAACAUGGAUGGUAGUUGAGAAUGAUAAGCUGAGCCUGAGGCAUGAUGCACUGAAUAAUAUGUUUUGGCUAAUGACUUUCUUUGAAUCUGCAUCUUUCAUAGGCAGCCAGGUGCUUGGUAAUUGGCUGAUUGAUAGUAAUGUGAACAAAAAUAUAGCUUCUAUUUGCAAUGCAGCUAUUGUUAUAACAGUUGCCGCAAUCACUUAUGUCACACGUGGAUGGAAAGAAGCUUCACAAGUAGCAUCUUUCAAGGAUUACCAGAUUUUGUUUUACAGAAAUGUCAUCAGUGAGAAAAAGAUAUGGUUGUUAUCAUGGGUGCAAGCCUGUGUCCAUUUCUCUGCAGUUGCCUUCUGGAUUCUUUGGGCUCCUACUAUAGUGGCUGAUGGGAGAGAUGUAUCAUUGGGAUUGAUAUAUCCUUGUUUCCUGGGCGCUAGGAUGCUUGGCAGCACUGGAUUUCCAUGGUUGUUCAAUGGACCCUUGUCGAUUCGAAUGGAAGAAUGCUUAGUAUAUUUGCUUAUCAUGAUGGGCCUUGUUUUCUCUAUAGUUGCUUAUGAUUAUCAGGAAAUUGGAGUUCUCGUGAUGCUGUUCAUAUUGUUUCAUGCUUGCGUGGGCAUGGUUUUGCCUUCACUUGCCAGAUUGAGAUCAAUGUAUGUGCCAAAUGAAGUUCGUGGAGGAAUGAUGAGUCUAUCUCUUGUUCCUGCAAAUGCAAUACUUCUGUUUCUUGUAUUACAGGUUGCAAUUGUGCUGAUGUUGCAGGGAGGUUAUUACAAGAGCAUUUGGAACUCAACUAUCAUGGCAUUUUCCACUCUUGGACUAUUCUCUGCAGCUUAUUGCAUGCAUAUAUUGAAAAAAUGGGGAAAGCAACUCCAUCAGAACAGGCGUAACUUGUGAUUUGGAAAUUCGCUCUAUUAACCUCAAGGUGUGAUGGAUCGAUCUCUGAUUUGUCGAGUUGUCAUUUUUGUGACUUCACAAUCUCACCACGCAUGUAAAUUUGAAACCAAAGAUGAGAAACUUGGGAAUCAUACACUUCUUACCAGAAACAAGGGAAUCCAACAAGAGGAUAAUACAGGGUAAGUCUUCAAUUUUACGUAAUUCGUUUCAGUCAAUUGCAUCUGGCCAACAAUAAUGGGCAGCUGCUGUUCAGAAAGUGUAAGGAGGCAUACAGAGUAGCAAAUAAUCCUCUGAUUAUGUCUAUAUUCUGGGUUUCGUUCAUAACUAUAAAAUACCAAAGAGCAGGGUUUGCCAGCUUUGAAGCUACCCAGUUAAGAGAAAUAAUUUCCUGUUUUGUAGAACAUUUAGCAGAGUGAUCAAGUAUUCAAUGUCCUUAGGAUUUGCUUAUCUAUGUGUCUUAUUGGUGAAUAGUUUCAAUAGAAUUGACUCUACUUUCAGCACCAUAAAUUUGUUUACCAGUACUUAAAUUCA